Sorex fumeus (smoky shrew) is the source of this 684-nucleotide messenger RNA. RefSeq names its product transmembrane protein 141 (gene TMEM141). The record is from RefSeq and is a predicted model, not a curated record. The transcript has 5 exons. NCBI's taxonomy places the organism in Eukaryota, Metazoa, Chordata, Mammalia, Eulipotyphla, Soricidae. The coding region runs from base 33 to 449 and encodes 138 amino acids.
CGCCCAGCCCGAAUCCCUGCGUGUGUGCGGUCAUGGUCAAUCUGGGCCUCUCCCGGGUGGACGACGGCGUGGCCGCCAAACACCCGGGCCUCGGGGAGUACGCCGCCUGCCAGUCGGCCGCCUUCAUGCGGGGCCUGGCGGCCUUCGUGGCAGGCACCGGCGCGACCUUCGGCCUGCAGAGCCUCCUCCCGUGGAAGCUCCUGUCCCCGUUCCGGUGGCGAGUGCUGGUGGCCGUGGUCACAGGCUCCGUGGGCAGCUACUGGGUGACCCUCGUGGAGUCACAGAAGUGCAGUGACCUCUGGGUCUUCCUGGAGACUGGCCGGCUCCCAGCAGAUGGGGACACACAGGCCGGCGCAGCUAGGGGAGCCGUAGCACGGGAAGGAGACCAGGGACCAGGAUUCCCACACAGCCCCCAGAGCCCGCCACCAGCCCGGGGCGCCUCCCUGUGACCCAGUAUGGUGUGCAAACUCCGAGCCUGGUCCAACGAGGUCGGGGACAGUGGGCUUCCUACAGGCAGCCAGCACACAGGUGCUGGAGCUGAGGGGGCUUGGCUGCUGCCCACACACUUGUGCAGGGUGGCCUGCACCACCGCUGGCUCUGGUGCCUGGACACUGCAUGCAGGCGUCCCCGCGGUGACUCUAAUAAAUACUAGUCAAAAGCCAUCAGGAGGCAAGUCACAUGGGA